Messenger RNA from Coregonus sp. 'balchen', 3127 nucleotides. NCBI's taxonomy places the organism in Eukaryota, Metazoa, Chordata, Actinopteri, Salmoniformes, Salmonidae. The record is from the annotation of a GenBank genome assembly.
CCUCAUAUAAAUUCAAACCGAACAAGACUGGGGCCUUCUUCCUGUUAUACAGAACACGUAAGUGAAAUGGCGAAUAGUUCCUCAUGCAACAAAAUCCACAAAUAUCUCUUUGAUCUCUGGACAGACUGCAUUGUUUGAUGGCAGAAAUCCAUACUUGUACUGAUAACAGUUCAUUUAGAACAACAUUUAAAAAUAUGUGCUUAGGCAAUUAAUGAUAUUUGUGACAAGGCAAUACCGGUUCCUAGUUAACGCACAUAGCAACAAUACACACUAUCAAUGUGUUACUCGUGUUUCUUUAUGGUGUUUACUGUACAAUAUGUAAAUGUAUUUGUCAGAAAACCUAACUAUGUGACGGCAACAUUUAUUACAUCCGUGUUUCUUGUCCUUCAGUGUUUCAUUUGUUAGCCAGUGCGCUAAGCAAUUCCACGUGCCAUGAUAUUGAUUGGGCCUUGUUACCGCGAAUUUAGGUAGCUCAUCGUUAUUUAUUCUGACACCUGACGUUUGAUCGUUUCUUUAUCAACAGCAAAUGGCGGACAACGCCGGUGGAGAACGUGGAGGUUUCCGUGGAGGUUUUGGCAGUGGCGACCGAGGUCGUGGUCGUGGACGCGGCAGAGGCCGUGGUCGCGGUCGUGGACGCGGUGCCAGGGGUGGCAAGUCCGAGGACAAGGAAGUGAGUUGACAACCUUGAGCCCUUGUUUUUCUUGCUGUUAACAAUUAUGGCAGAGCCUCUGAUCACGAAUGGAGUCUACACUGGCACGAGUGACAUUGCAUGUGCAAUAUGUGGGGUUGAUGUUUUUAAUUAAUAAUUCAAGUGAUGCUUAGUCAGCAAUUUUGAAAACCUACACAAGGUGUUGAAUCUGCAGACCGUUGUCAGCGAGGCUUGGCCUGGAGUGGCUCUGUUCUUUCCUGUAGUGUCUGCUAGAGAGAACUGAGAUGGUUUGAGGCCCUGCCAUGUCUCCUCCAUGGCAAGGUUAUAGGUAAUUCUCUGACAACUAAUAGUUGGUGGUCCUGUGGCUCAGUUGGUAGGCCAUGGUGCUUGCAACGUCAGGGUCGUGGGUUCGAUUCCCACUCAUAUGAAAAUGUUGCACUACUGUAAGUCGCUUUGUAUAAGUGUCUGCUAAAUUUAAACGCUUGUUCUUCCAGUGGGUGCCAGUGACCAAGCUGGGCCGCCUUGUCAAGGACAUGAAGAUCAAGUCUCUGGAGGAGAUUUAUCUCUACUCCCUGCCCAUCAAGGUAAAUGACAACUUAGCGGUUUCCAUAGUUGUUCAUGCUCUUUUGAAACCGAAAGCACUAUGGGUAGCUCACUCCCACGACAUGUUUAUAAAAGUAGUGUUUCGUCACUGCAUCCUGCAUUUGCUGAAAGCGUUUUUACCCCCUUGGUACAGGAGUCUGAGAUCAUUGACUUCUUCCUGGGGUCCUCGCUGAAGGAUGAGGUGCUGAAGAUUAUGCCUGUCCAGAAGCAGACCAGGGCUGGCCAGCGCACCAGGUUCAAGGCCUUUGUUGCCAUCGGCGACUACAACGGCCAUGUGGGCCUGGGGGUGAAGUGCUCCAAGGAGGUGGCCACCGCCAUUCGAGGUGCCAUCAUCCUGGCUAAGCUGUCAAUUGUGCCUGUGAGGAGAGGAUACUGGGGGAACAAGAUCGGCAAGCCCCACACGUGCCCUGCAAGGUGACCGGUCGUUGCGGCUCUGUCCUGGUGCGUCUGAUCCCUGCGCCUCGUGGUACUGGCAUUGUGUCUGCCCCCGUGCCCAAGAAGCUGCUCACGAUGGCUGGCAUCGACGAUUGCUACACCUCCGCCAGGGGCUGCACUGCCACUCUAGGCAACUUCGGUAAGAAACCUACACUGAGUUUGACUUAUUUUCAAUGUUGUUUUAAUGGGUAUUAUCAGUGCAGCCGCAUCCCCCCUCCUAGCUCUGCUCAGCUUCACCCAUCAGUGGUGUAGUUGUCGUUAAUCGGGAGGCAAACUAACGAGUAUGGUAAUGCACGGCAGAAAGACUUCCUAAUAGUCUCUUCUGUUCCCCUUUUCUGUGCUCAACAACCAGCCCCAGUCACUGCAGCAUCAUAGUCAGGUAAAUGUUAGUUAAUUGAUGCUAACUGUUUGUCUUUACAGCCAAGGCUACCUUUGACGCCAUCUCCAAGACCUACAGCUACCUGACCCCUGAUCUUUGGAAGGAGACAGUCUUCACCAAGUCUCCCUACCAGGUCAGUUCAAAAGCCUUGAUGCCCUCAAUAUUCAUGGUAAUGGAUUGGGUUUAUAAAGCCCUUUUACACGUUUUAAAUGUUGCCUUUGUAUUGCCCGUUCAUUGUCUCAAAAGUGAAUGGGUUACUGAAGGAGGCAUACAGUAAUGCUUGUGGUUGUCUUUGAGGGGUGCCCACCGAAUCCUUUCAAUACGAUCAACUGCAAGCACACACAACUGAAGCUAGAAAUGAUAGAUCUAAUGUACAAAUGGGGGGGGUCUAGAGCUGUGUUGCUGUGAAGUGGAAUGUGAUAUAUUGUUGAACACUAAUGGACAUGGUUCUUCACAAAUCAAAACUGGGUGACGUUUAUUGACAGUAAGGAACUUGGAUGUGUGAAACUGUCUAUUUUGUGUCCUGCAGGAGUUCACCGAUCACCUGGCCAAGACCCACACCAGGGUGUCUGUGCAGAGGACAGCCGCAGCUGUCCCGGCAUCCUCCUAAACACUUUUGUACAGUGGAUUAAAUAAAGGGUAUAACACCAAUACUAUCUUCUCAAACUGAUGUGCUGUAUGUGGUUAUAAUAUUGAAUGAUGAAUCAAGAUGUAAGGUUUUGAAGCUGAGGGCUAGCUAGUUCAUGUGUGAAAAGUGAUAAUGGCAAGAUUUAAACUCUAUUUUGGGCCUUUUGACCCCAUGGUGAAUUAUUACUUCAAAGUAAUGAUUACUUCAAUGGCUUAGUGCCCUCCUUCAAAUCUGGACAUCAACGCCACUAUUCGUCCCAAUAAAUCGGACUGAUUUAGACCUUGGAAACCAGGUGGGUGCAAUUAAUUGACCUCAGGUUAAGAUUUGAAUACCUCUGGCUUAGUUGCUGGUUCCCAAAUUCUUCGUACAUACUGGGUGCAAUAAAUUGUAGGUUUACAUUUUAGUCAUUCAGAUGCUCUUAUCCAGAGCGACU